AACAGGCACCACGCACGCAACCUAACAUGGCUACAGUCCGCCUCACACUCGUGCUUGUGAACUGUUACCUGUUCUUCGUGCCGAGUACAACUGAAGGUGUCAGAACCGAGCAAGGCGCCGUCCCUUCCUGCGAUGUGAGAUGGUUGGCGGUGCCUCUAUCGGACAACAAUAGAAGUGAAGUCUUUUAUUUCAUUAAUGACUUUCCCGGGAGCCUGAGUGUUUAUGAUGACCUGCCGCCAGGCGGCGCUCCUACUGCUGUCCUGGAGAUCAAGGGUGAAUCAGCACAAACUGCGCAUGUGCAGUGGCGCAAGGAACGCCGGGAAUCCGGGGCCGUGCAGCUGCAUGUGUACAGGAGCGCCCCCUACACUAACCUGACCGGACAGGAGGUACUGCAGCCGGCUUCUGCAGCUAAGGACAAUACCAUCAUCGUCACGGUUGUCAUAGUGGUCGCUGUGUUCGUCCUGUCCUCGAUCUUUGCGUUCAUCUAUCUCCAAGAGAAGAGACGUUCUUGUACUUGGCACAAGAAGAAAAGAGACGUUGGGAGUAGCCUGAGUAAGACUCUCCCGUCUGGAACCAGCAGCUUCAAUUCACUCAGGGAUUCUCCCCGCAGACGGGGGCUGCUCAGGAGAAAGUCACACUUAGACGGUAGAAUUGCCGACAAUGACACGGAUAAGAACGACACGGACAGCGAGACGGAACACAGUCCACCAGUCUCGGACAGCGAAGACGACGACACGGAGAAAAAUGGCGACGGCAUCAAAGUCGUCUUCAACAGCUCAUCGGAGACGUUACCGCCUUCCAUCCUGAAGAAGACACCGGGAAGAAGAGACAACUAUGCCGGUGCUCCAAACGGUUGUCCUCAAGGUUCAGGGAUCAGCCGCACGUUCGUCACAUCUGGAGAGUUAGACAUUCCGUCCUACAGCGACGAUGUGUCCACCAAUUCAGGUUACACGACUGUGGAAGGAAAAUGCCUGAGCGAUGAAAAAAUACCCGAUGCUGUGGAUGUUGCAGUAGAUGUUAAACCACACGACUUUAAACUCUCCUCAGACGUGACGGAGGAUUUCCAGAACUUCACCAGAGCCGUGAAGACACAGAGAGUUACCUUCCUCACCUCCACGCCUCUGCCGAACGCUUCCUGCAACGGAUUAAAGACAGGUAAAGUACGCGAUGACCUUGCCCGUGUCCGUGAGACUGAGAACAAGGUAGUCUGUACGGAGGGUGACCGGGACAGUGGGACAGAGGCGGACGAUGAAGGUCGAUGGAAUUCUAAAUCAAAAGGUAGACGCGGCCCGCCCCUCGGUAAGAAGAUGUUGUUUAUCGCGGUGUGCGUGUGUCUGCUGGUUUGUCUGCACAGCCUCACGACCUGUCCUGUCACCGUCAGCCUGCACCUCCACAUUCCGAACGGCUUUCUCGCACCAGGUUCCAGGUUCAUUUUACACAGUGAGAGUGACGUCAUAUACCCCCCAUGGCUGCGCCAGGCCCCAGUACAAGUGUAUCGAUACGUGAACUCAUCAGACGACCGGGAACUCUCGCGAGAUUUCUGUGCGGAACACGUACCUUCAGAGAAGUGCGAGCACACGUGCGACCCUGAUACUGGCGGAUGUUCGUGUAUGGAGGGUUAUCAGAAUGACCUGCAGUACCCACAGUUAUGUGUUCGUAACACGUGGACAGGACACGACAGAUGGUGGCCGUACGGUUCCAUAGGAAAGGCGUUCGACGCAAGAACAAGCCAGCAAUCCGUCAACAGGGUCUUCAGGUACACACGUGGAGACACCAUGGAUAAAGUGGUCCGUGUGGUGAAACCAGACCAGCUAACCGUGCACGCUUCAAACAGGUGCCUGCCUCCUGUCGUCAACACAGCGGGCGAUGUGGCGUCUUUACGGAAGAACCUUCUAGACGCCCUGUCGUUCACGGAUGAAGGUGACCUUGUUGGUUCCCUCCAGCCGGUCUAUGCCGGUGACGGUGUGGCGGGAAAAGGAGGCUGCAAAACCGGAGUCACGGGGUGCCAGCAGUGUCCGUCCUGGCUGGAGCUGACCAGUGACGGGUCCGGUUGUUAUGACCCCGGCAGAGAUGUGGACUGCUCGGAUGGUUACCAGGGAGGGUGUGACCACACGUGCGUCCGGGUCAACACUUCUCAGGACAACUACACACGUGUCCACAUGACGUGCAGCUGCAGGGAGGGAUACCGGUUAGCUGCAGACGGCCGCACGUGUCUGUUCUCCCCGGUGUGUAACGCCACCUGGCGGGCAGACGGCGGCUGUAACCCCGCCAACAUCCCUGCCGGGGGCCGCUGUCACACGACUGAGGAGGGUCACGGGACGUGUGUGUGUAACCCCACAUGCUGCAGGAACCUGCAGGUCUGUAAAAGCGAAGGUGAAUGUGAGCCAAAGCAAUGUGUGAGGAAACCAGAACACGGGUACUCUGACGGUUCCCGUCCGGUUGAACACCAGACCUACCCGCUGGGCUUCAGACAGAUGCAGCACGGUUAUAACGGCAGGACCCGGAGGACAACUGAUGCUCCAAUUUUCCAGCUUACAUACAGCACCAACUAUUCCCUGUCCCCGCUACUUGUACCAGACGAAGUGGAGGUGACAGCGGCAGUACAGCCGGAGUGUCACAACUAUACAGGUCCGGUAAUGCACCUGCGGCAGAAAGAAAACCCUUACGGCGUGAGCCCCGAUCGUCCUUACAUCCAGACGUUCACGCCAGAGGACAUGAAACAGAAAGACAAGAUGAGGGAUCUGGGCUUCCGGUACAGUCAAGAAAUCUCAGUCUUCAGUGCGGAGUAUCAAGUCUACUUAAGACAUGCGACCCUGACAACAGAUAUAAAAGCUGCCCUGGGCAGACUGACUGCGAACAGCGCCAGGUCUGAGUUUCUACACGUCAUGGAGAAGUACGGGACACACUACAUCAGUCAGGCAGUGUUCGGGUACAGGAGAGAGCACGUCGUCUACUACAGGUCACUAGGACUGGCUAACUGGCUCUGGGAAUCAUUUUCAGCAUCAGAAGGAGGCCAGUCGUUUGACACCUUCCUCGUCAGAACGUUAGGAACUCAGGAUGACGUCAACCCGCCGGAGCGCGAACUGCCUGUCGGGAUACGGCAAGUCCCGGAUGUUGAGAAGGACGGUAAAGUUGAGGGGGUGCAGACGGUGCUCCGGUCCUGGGGUAGGUGUACUGUGGGUGGAUGUUGUACUGUAGCUGAUACCGUGAUGGCCGAGCCUGCACUCCUGUAUGUCAGCACACCAACACCGCUGUAUGAGCUACUCAAGGACAAAGAGACAAAAGAGGUUUUUCGCAGAGCCCUCCUGAGUUACCUGUGGUGUAGCGGGGAGGGUGAGGUGGUAGGCGACACGUGCAGGUGUGAUAUCCACCCGUCCUACCCCGGUCACACGCUGGACUGCGCGCCGCCGCCAAAACCAAGUUUGUACCAGCCCGCCUCAGACCCUCCCACUGACACCACACUCACUGUCGCCUGGCAACACGUCGGGCGGGAGAUCGGUAGUCACGUGACAGACUACCAGUUCGUCGUGAGAGAGGUCCGGUCUGCGGACACUGGUCUCCAUGGAGACGACUUUAUCAACCAUCCAGAGCUGACUGUAUCUGUGCUGGAUGACGCGGUGUUCAGCAGAGCUGACGGCUGCUAUGGUCGCGGACUGACCCGGCAGGGAGCCGUGUGGACCUUCUCACUUCUCCUCAUGUGUCUGAAACCUGACAGGUUCUACAGGGUGAGUGCCCGUGUGUCCACACGUGACGGGGCGGUGUCACCAUCAGACGUGCUGACCGUCAGGACGGAGUGUCAAACACCUCAGCUCAACCACCAGCCGACAGGUGUCGCUGAUGCCUUAUACAACCUGUAUGCCGGCUACACCUCCCCUCUCGCUCAGAACAUGGCGUUCCGAAUCCUCACCUCCCUCAACACAGCCGGCCUGCACGACGUCGCCAAGACGUACGAGGAAAAAUACGACAACUUCUUGCUAAGAACACAGGAAGAACUCGGCUUGAAAAGAGCGCUUCUGAUCAACGCUAGUCUCACAGCAUUAUCAGAAAGAUGUAAAACCCAGGCUGAGUCGGGAAAGGUCGUACAAAAAGUACGCAGACGGUUUAGAUGUUCAUUUGAAGGGCUGGACACGAGGAAAGGCAUACGGGAAGUCACCCUGAGGGAGAUGGAACGGUCCUGUGUAAAGUACGAAGAAAAGUACGAUUCAUACGAUUGGGAAAAGUCUAUGUAUGAAGAAUGACCAAUUUUUAUUGUAGCAUAUUUCAAAUAUUAUUUUAUAUAAUACCUUAUCACAUUUUGCAGUAAACAUUUUCAAAUCUAUUACGUAUAAAGAUGUGUUCAGAGCCAUCUUAAACAAACCAGAGGCUGGAUUCAGAAGCAAGAGCAUGAAUGUUUUCAAGAACAGAACAUAUGUCAUUCAAUUGAUGUAGCAUGCUAUGUGCUGAAAACUGUUAAGUCAUACAAAUAAGUUGUGUGAUAUGAUGCCUUUUUAAAAGUCGUUUAUUGUGUCAUCGCUCAACGAUGUGCUUGAUAAAAUGCGUGUAUGUACAAUUGAGUUCUAACCAUUGGCUCUGAUGGCUAACAAAGUUUUUUGGCACUUAACCAAUAGAUGCAUGUACCUGCCAACUUUUCAGAAAAACGUUAUAGUAAUGGUUAGAGCCCAUUUGUGCAUACGCGCACAUUGUAAAUCAUUAAAUUGUCAACAUGACAAAAUUAAA
Branchiostoma belcheri (Belcher's lancelet) is the source of this 4716-nucleotide messenger RNA. Its product is annotated as astrotactin-2-like. Bases 27 to 4238 code for a protein of 1403 amino acids. The transcript is spliced from 24 exons. Gene Ontology annotation, biological process: neuron migration. NCBI's taxonomy places the organism in Eukaryota, Metazoa, Chordata, Leptocardii, Amphioxiformes, Branchiostomatidae. Gene Ontology annotation, molecular function: protein binding. The record is from RefSeq and is a predicted model, not a curated record.